GUCGUGGUGAGGCUGACAAAACCCAAACCAAACAACAUGCGAGCUUGACGCCCGAGGGAGCAAAGCUUUGCAGGAGCGGCGAGAAAGAGCGGCGCACGUGGGGCUCGCCUGGCGUUUGCUCGCCUCGAAGAUUAAGGAGAAGAAGAAUCUGAAUCAGGAUUUUCAGACCAGCAUGUGCAGAGAGGCCAACUCCUGACAUUAAAAACUGAAUAGUGAAGGUUUGCAUUAAUAUGAUCCACAUCCAUAAUGGUUUCUGUAAAAUGGACUAAACUUAUUAUCACAACUGCACGGUGGCUGGUGGUAAUUGUUUGUUCACUGCAACCAGUUUAUGGGGGUGAAUAUGCAUAUAUUGGCCCUUGUGGUGGACGGGAUUGCUCAGUUUGUCAAUGCUUUCCUGAAAAAGGCUCAAGAGGUCAGCCUGGCCAUGUGGGGCCCCAGGGUGCAAUUGGUGCUUUGGGCCCCAUAGGACCCAUUGGUUUGCCAGGAGAAAAAGGUCAGCAAGGUGAUAUUGGUCUUCCUGGGGCAGCUGGAGAAAGAGGCAAUAAGGGUCCUACUGGUGUUCCAGGAUUUUCCGGUUUAGAUGGUGCACCUGGAUUGCCAGGACUCGAAGGUCCCAGAGGCAAGCCCGGCUUGGAUGGAUGUAAUGGAUCAAGGGGGGAACCUGGAUUUCCUGGAGAGGCUGGACACGUUGGACAAAGAGGUUCAUUUGGUCUUCCUGGGCAAAAAGGAGAGAAAGGAAAUUCCAUAUAUAUUUCUGAGUUUGUCAGAGGAGCUCCUGGAGAUAGAGGGGAUCCCGGAUCCCGUGGCAUGCCUGGCUCUCGAGGAGAAAGGGGGCCAAGAGGUCCACUUGGAUUUCCAGGACAACCAGGCUUACAGGGUGCUCCCGGUCGCCCUGGUUUGCCAGGCGAACAGGGAUAUCCAGGUACUGGAGUGGAAGGUCAAAAAGGGGAGCCGGGUGAUGUGGGACCUCCUGGAUCUUCUGGGCAGCCAUUAUUGGUUGGACCUCCUGGUUCUCAGCUGUUAAAAGGAGAAAAGGGCAUAAAAGGAAUGCCUGGAUCCAUUGGCUCCAAAGGACUGCCUGGCCGCAAAGGUGCAUUUGGAAAUGGACAGAAGGGUGAAAAGGGGAUUCCUGGCUUUCCUGGAAUGCGGGGAAGUCCUGGUUCUUACGGAUCUUUUGGUUUUCCAGGAAACAAGGGUGAGACUGGAAUUGCUGGAUUUCCUGGACAAGAUGGCUUUUCCGGCAUAAAGGGAGACACUGGAGAUAUAGGGCUAACAGGUCCACCAGGACCUCGAGGAACACCACGCGUUGGAAUAAAAGGACUUGAAGGAGAUCUUGGAAACCCUGGAGCUUCUGGAGAUGUAGGAGCAGAUGGGUUCCCAGGCCUCUCAGGAGCUAAAGGAAGGCCAGGGGAAGAUGGAGCCAGCCUCCCAGGUCCCAAAGGUGCACAAGGAGUACAAGGUCCUCAAGGCUCUCAAGGUGACCCCGGUCCUCCUGGUAUAUCUGAAACAGCUCCAGGAAGGCCAGGAUCUCCAGGAUCACCAGGUUUUCCAGGAGCACCGGGAAACCAGGGCUUGCCUGGACCACCUGGUGUGACUUGUAAUGGGAGAGGGGCCCCUGGACAACCUGGAUCCCAAGGCCUGAGGGGGCCACCAGGAGAUAGAGGUGAAAAAGGAGAGAGAGGGGGUCCAGGUACCUGCUUAUGUGGCCCUGGCCCAUAUGGCAUACCUGGAAUACGAGGCCCACAAGGUAGUCCAGGGAGAAAAGGAGAAGUGGGAUUACCUGGAAAAUAUGGAAGAAAAGGAGAUCCAGGUUUACCUGGUGCUAUAGGACAACCAGGUCCCCUAGGAAUACGAGGUUCAUAUGGUCAGACUGGUGAGAAAGGAGAUAAGGGUGACCCAGCCAGAAUAAGGAUCAAAGGGAUAAAAGGACAAAGAGGUCCCCAAGGGGAACCUGGACUUCCAGGAGAGAAUGGCAUUGAUGGCAAGAAUGGAGAGCCAGGAUUGCCAGGUGAAAAAGGGCUUCAGGGUCGUGAUGGAACAUCAAUACCAGGUGAUAAGGGAUUUCCUGGUGCCCCUGGACUUCCUGGCUCAAGAGGCCCUAUUGGACCAUCAGGUUUUGGAAUUCCAGGUCCACAAGGGGUCCAGGGCCUACCUGGGGAUUCAGGAAGCCCAGGUAUAAGAGGACCACCUGGACCAAAGGGUCAGAAAGGUAGUAGUCCUCAGUAUGGAACAACCUAUGCCGGGAAUCCAGGCCCACCUGGUUUUAAAGGUUUGUCAGGUCCAAAAGGAUUAAGAGGACCACCUGGGCGACCUGGCCCCAAUGGUUUUGAUGGCCCAAAAGGACAACCAGGCAGACAAGGAAUAUCAGGCAGGCCUGGUCCAGAAGGUUUCAGGGGUGAGGAUGGUGACCCAGGUGAGAAAGGUGAAAGUGGUUCCAGGCUGGAUGGUGCUCCAGGAUUGCCUGGCCCUCCUGGGCUUGAAAGCCAGAAGGGUGUUCCAGGUGACACCAGUUAUGGGCCUCCAGGAAUUACAGGCAGCAGAGGUCUUCCAGGCUUACCAGGAUUGCCAGGCAUAAGAGGUGACCCAGGUUUUACUGGGCAUCAAGGACAGCCCGGCACACCAGGAUUUCCAGGAGCUAAAGGUCUUAGUGGUAGGAAAGGUGAUAGAGGAUCCCCAGGAUAUCCUGGUGCACCUGGACUACCUUGUGACAAAGGCUUGCGGGGCCCUCCAGGACCACCAGGCUCUUUUGGACCACCAGGGUCUCCAGGUUUACAGGGCUUCAAAGGUGCACAGGGGGAUAUGGGUGCCCCAGGCCCAGCUGGAAUGAAAGGCAUGCCAGGAGCUCCUGGAACUCAGGGGCCAGCUGGCCUUCCAGGCUUAAGAGGAAACACAGGCCUUCCAGGCGAGGAUGGAUUGCCAGGCCUCCCAGGACAAAAAGGAAACAAAGGGUCCCAGGGUAUGCAAGGUUUCCCAGGACUACCAGGAAAUAAAGGAGAGAUGGGAGCUCCUGGUGGAAAAGGUGAACAAGGACAAACAGGCCUACGUGGUCCUCCAGGAGAACGCGGAUUUAAAGGCUCCAAAGGUGAACCAGGACCUCAAGGAGAAGAUGGCCGUAUUUUUGUAUUAGUAGAGAAAGGACAAAAUGGGGAACCAGGCCUUCCUGGUGAGGAGGGUUUACUGGGAACACAGGGUGACAAAGGCAGCCCUGGAUAUAGAGGAAUCCCAGGAUUGCCUGGCAGAAGUGGACUUCCAGGAAUUCAGCAAGGUGAACGUGGUGAUACUGGGCAGGCUGGUUUUCAAGGGUUACAAGGCUUCCCUGGGCCUCCAGGACUGGUGGGAAUAAUUGGUUUUCAAGGACUGCAGGGUGAUCAGGGUGCUCAGGGAUUGUCAGGUUUUCCGGGUAAUCCAGGUUCAGAUGGUGCAAAGGGAUCUAAAGGUAGUAGAGGUGACCCAGCUAUUCUCCUUGGCCAGCCUGGUAAAAAAGGUCCUGCAGGAGACCUAGGAUUGCCAGGACUUGAUGGCUUGCCAGGAGACCAAGGUGCAACAGGUGAUCAAGGGAGACUAGGAAGACAGGGGCCAAAAGGCUUGCCCGGAGACCAAGGAACACCUGGCUUCCCAGGUGCUCAGGGAGCUGAAGGAUUAGCAGGCACUCCAGGUGAACCAGGUAAUCCUGGUGUUUCAGGACCCCCAGGUUUGCCAGGAUUACCAGGUUUGCCAGGCAGAAAAGGCCUUUUGGGGUUGCCAGGUUUAAAUGGCCUGAAUGGACUACAGGGUCAAAAAGGUUUACCAGGAGCUCCAGGUAUUCCAAGUGAAACAGGUCUCCCGGGGUGUACAGGAGAACCUGGACCAAAAGGCAACAGAGGAGAACCUGGCCUACCAGGAAUUUUACGUCUGGGCCCUCCUGGAGAAAGAGGCCCAUCAGGUCUUCCUGGCAAAGCCGGUGCUUCUGGGCCUGCCGGUCCUAGGGGUCAGCAUUCUGAACCUGCACUUCCUGGGCCUCCAGGUGAUCAAGGCCCCCCUGGUUUAGAUGGCAUUAGAGGUCUUCCUGGCAAACCUGGCCCUCCGGGAAAGACUAUAUUUGUUAAAGGAGAUCCAGGUGACUGUGGGACUCCUGGUCUACCUGGGGUUGCGGGCCCACCUGGGAAACCGGGAACUAAAGGUGUUCCAGGUAAUCUAGGAGGAGAAGGCUCAAAAGGUCUGAUGGGAUACCCUGGACCACAGGGGCCUCCCGGUGUUCCUGGGGAGCCUGGGGAUCAAGGUUAUCGAGGAACAGCUGGUUAUGUGGGUCCCAAAGGUGACCCAGGAGAACCUGGAAAACUUGAUUACUCCUUAUGUCCCAAGAUUCCGGGACCUCCUGGAAUAUUAGGCGCAAGAGGAUCACCUGGUCCCAUGGGAUUAAUAGGACCAAAAGGUUUCCCUGGUCCCCCAGGAAAAAAAGGACAAGAAGGUUUAUUAGGUCUCCCAGGUCAGGAUGGCUUGCCUGGGCCACCAGGACCCAUUGGUGAUCAAGGUGAAAUAGGAGUACAAGGAUACACAGGGCAACAAGGUCCUCCAGGCCAAACUGGGAUUCCAGGGCCGCCGGGGCCUGAAAUAAGAGCUGCUAGUGGAUUUCUGCUUGUUCUUCAUAGUCAAUCAGACCGGGAACCACUUUGCCCAGAAGGAAUGCCAAAAUUGUGGACUGGUUACAGUCUUCUUUAUCUCGAAGGGCAGGAGAAGGCCCAUAAUCAAGAUCUUGGUCUAGCCGGAUCUUGUCUCCCUGUAUUCAGCACAAUGCCCUUUGCCUAUUGCAAUAUCAACCAGGUUUGCUAUUAUGCAAGUCGAAAUGAUAAAUCUUAUUGGCUGUCAAGUGCUGCUCCUUUACCCAUGAUGCCCCUCUCUGGUGAUGAAAUACAACCCUACAUCAGCAGAUGUACUGUAUGUGAAGCUCCAUCACAAGCUGUUGCAGUUCAUAGUCAAGAUCAAUCCAUUCCUCCCUGCCCAUUGAACUGGAGAAGUCUUUGGAUAGGCUAUUCAUUUUUAAUGCACACUGGAUCUGGUGACCAGGGAGGUGGACAGUCCCUCAUGUCAACUGGGAGCUGCCUUGAAGACUUCAGAGCAUCACCUUUCAUUGAGUGCCAGGGUCAGCGAGGAACAUGUCAAUUUUUUGCCAAUGAAUACAGCUUCUGGCUAACCACUGUGAACCCAGACCUGCAGUUUGCAACAGCCCCUCUCCCAGGGAUUCUUAAAGAUGGGCAAGAACAACGCCGAAAUGUAGGCAGGUGUCAGGUCUGCAUGAAACAUAGCUAAAAGACUUGUUUCUAAUAUUUCUAAAAAUAAAAAAACAAUGGGAGCUGUAAGUUUUGUACAUUGUAAAUGGUGCUGAUUUGAAGAUGUUCUUUGAAAAUGUGCAACACUGUUCAAGAUUUCGGCCACAUCUACACAACACGUUUGUUGAUACCAGAUUCAUUUCAAAUCAUGGGAACUGUGGUUCUUCAUGUCUGCUUUGCUUCAACUCUUUUGUGUAGCCACAUUUGUGGGUAUUUUGUUUAUGCUAACUGAAAACUGGAAAGUUUACCUUUCAGUAUAAUUGCAAUGACUGAUUGGAUAGAAGGGGCCAUGACUUCUAACACCUUGUUAUUUUUUACUCUCAAUGGCUUGGACCCCAGGUAGCCUAAGGACCACCUGCUCCAUGGUAGGUCUACCCAUUUGACUAGUUUGGCCAGGAGGGCUUUGCUGCUUGUGCCAAUGCCUGCUGAAGUUCAUUUCUCAAGCACAUGGAACAGGACCUUCUUGGUUAUUAUCCCAGCCAACUGCUUUUAGUUGGUUCUGUAGAAGUGUAUGUUGGUUUUUAGUUGUAUUUUUAAGUAUGUUUUAAUGAUUGUUUUAAUUAGUGUAUUGUUUAUUAUUAUUUCCUUUGCCCUAGAGUUCCAGAAUCAAGGACCAUACAUAAAUGUAAAUAAUAAAUAAAUAAAUAGUA
Messenger RNA from Hemicordylus capensis (graceful crag lizard), 5956 nucleotides. It is a transcript of the gene COL4A4, whose product is annotated as collagen type IV alpha 4 chain. NCBI's taxonomy places the organism in Eukaryota, Metazoa, Chordata, Lepidosauria, Squamata, Cordylidae. The transcript has 47 exons. Gene Ontology annotation, molecular function: extracellular matrix structural constituent. Gene Ontology annotation, cellular component: basement membrane; collagen trimer. Bases 247 to 5286 code for a protein of 1679 amino acids. The record is from RefSeq and is a predicted model, not a curated record.